Messenger RNA from Fusarium sp. VM40, 1110 nucleotides. The record is from the annotation of a GenBank genome assembly. Lineage: Eukaryota; Fungi; Ascomycota; Sordariomycetes; Hypocreales; Nectriaceae.
AUGGCGUCUACUCACAGCUCCAAGCAGCGCCUUGCGCUCGCUAUCUGCGAUUUCCUCUCCGCUUCAACGAAUGAUGGCACUCUCACCGCUGACGACAAGGACUCCAUCGAUGUGGCGAUUAACUGCAUCGCCGAGUCCUUCAAGGUCGACCCUUCCGAUACCUCUGCUGUCUCUUCUGCCAUUGGAUCCCAGAACCUCCUCCAGAUCUACUCUGUCUUCGAGAAGGCCCGCGCCGAUAAGCCCGCCGCUGCCGCUCCUGCCCCGGCACCCGUCGAGCUCACCGAGGAGCAGCGAAAGGAGGCCGAGUCUUUGAAGUCUAAGGGUAACGCUGCCAUGGCCCAGAAGGAUUACCGCGCUGCCAUCGACUUCUAUACCCAGGCUCUGGCUAUCAACUCUACCAAUGCCGUUUUCCUUUCCAACCGUGCCGCCGCCCACUCGGCCAACAAGGACCACUCCUCUGCCCGCGCCGACGCUGAGGCUGCCGUCUCUAUCGACCCCGCUUACACAAAGGCCUGGUCUCGUCUUGGACUUGCUCGCUUCGCUCUCGGCGAUGCUCGUGGUGCCAUGGAGGCUUACGACCGUGGUAUCCAACAUGAGGGUAACGGUGGUUCCGACGCCAUGAAGAAGGGUUACGAGACAGCCAAGCGCCGUGUUCAGGAGAUGGAGGCCGAGGAGGACACUCUUCCCCGUGCUUCUCCUAGCGCUGGUGGUGACGUUGGUGCUGGAGCUGGUAUGCCCGACCUUGGCAGCCUUGCUAGCAUGUUCGGUGGCGGUGCUGGUGGUGGCGCCGGUGCUGGUGGUAUGCCCGAUCUCAGCAGCAUCAUGAGCAACCCCAUGUUUGCUGGCAUGGCCCAGAAGCUUAUGAGCAACCCCGAUCUUAUGAACAACCUUAUGGGCAACCCCCGUCUGCGCGAGAUGGCCGAUCGCUACUCUACCGGUGGUGGUAUGCCCGACCUUGGCAGCCUCAUGUCCGACCCCCAGAUCGGAGAGAUGGCUCGAUCCAUGAUGGGUGGUGCUGGUGGCAACCCCUUUGGCGGCGCUGGUGCCGAUGGUGCCAGCGGACAAGGUGGACAGCCUGGACAGGGCGGACAGGGUGGUGCGCAACAGUAG